UUUUUAAUACGAAAUAAAAACUGUUAGCUAAAUUUGUGGGCAUAAAAUAGCCAUUAGAGUCUGGCUCUCUAGGUCGGACAAACACAAAGAUCUCAAGACAGAACCUAACCAGACAGUAACACCAACCCGGAUAACUACUAACUCCUCCUAGCUAGCUUGCACCAACCCCCAAAAGUUUUCGUUACCUCUCUCAAGAAAUCACAAAACAUCCAUUUCCAUAUUUUUUUUAGAAAGAAACCAAAACAAGAAAUGGUGAAGGCUCUUGUGAUCAUAACCUGCAUAAUCCUAGCCAUAGGAAACUGUGGAGGUCCUCUGAUUAUGCGUCUCUACUUCAACAAUGGUGGCCAAAGGAUUUGGUUCUCUACUUUCCUUGAAACUGCGGGCUUUCCGGUCAUCUUCAUCCCUUUGCUCUUCUCUUACAUUCACCGGCGCAGAAACAACAAUGGAAGCGAACCUACAAGUUUCUUUCUUAUCAAGCCGCGUCUUCUUGGCGCGGCUAUUUUCAUAGGCAUUCUCUCUGGCUUUGAUAAUUACUUGUAUGCAUAUGGUAUAGCUUAUCUCCCAGUUUCAACUGCUGCUCUCAUUAUUGCUUCUCAGUUAGCUUUCAUAGCUAUCUUCUCAUUCUUCAUGGUUAAACACAAGUUCACUCCUUUUACCAUUAAUGCUGUUGUGUUGUUGACUGUUGGAGCUGCGGUUUUGGGAAUGCAUACCGAAACUGAUAAGCCCGCUCAUGAGACUCGCAAGCAAUACGUUACUGGGUUCUUGAUGACUGUGGCAGCAGCUGUUAUGUAUUCUUUGAUCUUGCCAUUAGUGGAACUUGCUUACCAGAAAGCUAAGCAACCAAUGAGCUAUACGCUCGUGCUCGAGGUCCAGAUGGUUUUGUGCUUCCUUGCUUCUAUUGUCAGCCUCAUUGGUAUGUCCAUCGCUGGUGAUUUCAAGGCACUACCAAAAGAAGCAAAAGAGUUCAAGCUGGGGGAGGCAGUGUUCUAUGUGGUGGCUGUGUUUUCAGCCAUUAUUUGGCAAGGCUUCUUCUUGGGAGCCAUUGGAUUAAUCUUCUGCACAUCUUCUCUUGUCUCGGGUAUUAUGAUAUCAGUUCUUUUGCCCAUCACAGAGGUUUUAGCUGUCAUUUUCUACCAUGAAAAGUUUCAAGCAGAGAAGGGACUCUCUCUUGCUCUUUCCCUUUGGGGGUUUGUCUCUUACUUUUAUGGUGAGAUCAAGUCUGCCAAGGAAAAAAAGAGAAUUCAGCAGGAGGAGAGUCAGGAGCCAGAACUGUCUUCUAUGCCUAGAACCAUAAGCGAGUGUUAAAACUAAAUGGAUCAUAGAGUUUUCUUUAAGAUAUCGUAACACGCAUUUAUAAGCCCUGUAGUUAGAUUAGAGGAUGUUUACAACUUGUGGAACUAUGCCAAAAACACAACUCUCGAGGAGUUUUUUUCUUUUUCUUUUAAGCUUUA
Capsella rubella is the source of this 1451-nucleotide messenger RNA. RefSeq names its product purine permease 3. NCBI's taxonomy places the organism in Eukaryota, Viridiplantae, Streptophyta, Magnoliopsida, Brassicales, Brassicaceae. Gene Ontology annotation, cellular component: membrane. Bases 250 to 1305 code for a protein of 351 amino acids. The record is from RefSeq and is a predicted model, not a curated record. Gene Ontology annotation, molecular function: purine nucleoside transmembrane transporter activity. The transcript is spliced from 2 exons.